CUCUGGUGGCUGCCUAAAACCUGGCGCCGGGCUAAAACAAACGCGAGGCAGCCCCCGAGCCUCCACUCAAGCCAAUUAAGGCGGACUCGGGCCACUCCGUUACGUGUACAUCCAACAAGAUCGGCGUUAAGCCGCCGCCGAAUCAUGUCGAUGAGUCCAAAGCACACGACUCCGUUCUCAGUGUCUGACAUCUUGAGUCCCCUGGAGGAAAGCUACAAGAAAGUGGGCAUGGAGGGCGGCGGCCUCGGGGCUCCGCUGGCGGCGUACAGGCAAGGCCAGGCGGCACCGCCGGCCGCGGCCAUGCAGCAGCACGCCGUGGGGCACCACGGCGCCGUCACCGCCGCCUACCACAUGACGGCGGCGGGGGUGCCCCAGCUCUCGCAUUCCGCCGUGGGGGGCUACUGCAACGGCAACCUGGGCAACAUGAGCGAGCUGCCGCCGUACCAGGACACCAUGCGGAACAGCGCCUCCGGCCCCGGAUGGUACGGCGCCAACCCAGACCCGCGCUUCCCCGCCAUCUCCCGCUUCAUGGGCCCGGCGAGCGGCAUGAACAUGAGCGGCAUGGGAGGCCUGGGCUCGCUGGGGGACGUGAGCAAGAACAUGGCCCCGCUGCCAAGCGCGCCGCGCCGGAAGCGCCGGGUGCUCUUCUCCCAGGCACAGGUGUACGAGCUGGAGCGACGCUUCAAGCAGCAGAAGUACCUGUCGGCGCCGGAGCGCGAGCACCUGGCCAGCAUGAUCCACCUGACGCCCACGCAGGUCAAGAUCUGGUUCCAGAAUCACCGCUACAAGAUGAAGCGCCAGGCCAAGGACAAGGCGGCGCAGCAGCAACUACAGCAGGACAGCGGCGGCGGCGGAGGCGGAGGCGGCGCCGCGUGUCCCCAGCAGCAGCAGCAGGCUCAGCAACAGUCGCCGCGCCGAGUGGCCGUGCCGGUCCUGGUGAAAGACGGCAAACCGUGCCAGGCAGGUGCCCCCGCGCCGGGCGCCGCCAGCCUCCAAGGCCACGCGCAGCAGCAGGCGCAGCAGCAGGCGCAGGCCGCGCAAGCGGCAGCCGCGGCGAUUUCGGUGGGCAGCGGGGGCGCCGGCUUGGGCGCACACCCGGGCCACCAGCCCGGCAGCGCGGGCCAGUCUCCGGACCUGGCGCACCACGCCGCCAGUCCCGCGGCGCUGCAGGGCCAGGUCUCCAGCCUGUCCCACCUGAACUCCUCGGGUUCGGACUACAGCACCAUGUCCUGCUCCACCUUGCUAUACGGUCGGACCUGGUGA
Molecule: messenger RNA, 1263 nt
Organism: Lepus europaeus (European hare)
Lineage: Eukaryota; Metazoa; Chordata; Mammalia; Lagomorpha; Leporidae
Gene: NKX2-1
Product: NK2 homeobox 1
Exons: 3
Coding region: 145-1263 (372 amino acids)
Biological process (GO): cell differentiation; regulation of transcription by RNA polymerase II
Cellular component (GO): nucleus
Molecular function (GO): RNA polymerase II cis-regulatory region sequence-specific DNA binding; DNA-binding transcription factor activity, RNA polymerase II-specific
Source: RefSeq, a predicted model, not a curated record